Messenger RNA from Ostrea edulis (European flat oyster), 3874 nucleotides. RefSeq names its product cadherin-23-like. Gene Ontology annotation, cellular component: membrane. Lineage: Eukaryota; Metazoa; Mollusca; Bivalvia; Ostreida; Ostreidae. Bases 117 to 2831 code for a protein of 904 amino acids. Gene Ontology annotation, molecular function: calcium ion binding. Gene Ontology annotation, biological process: homophilic cell-cell adhesion. The transcript is spliced from 17 exons. The record is from RefSeq and is a predicted model, not a curated record.
AAUAGCGUUAAAACUCUAUAAAAAGUUAUCCAUCGCGAGCAGCGAAUCAUGUGCUUUCUGAUUGAAGAAUGUUUUGAACGCAAAAUUUAUAAUAUUACUCGAAUUCACUUGUGGAAAUGGAGAGUGUACGUGUUAUUCUUAUUUUAUUCCAGUUUACAUGUAUAAUGUGGGAUGUCAAACAUAUAGAAGGUCAAUGUACCGCCGGGCAGACGGCCGGUAAAAACCCUACUGUUGACAAUACAGAAACCGUGUUAACUGGGACAACAUUUCUGCUACAAACCACUGACGAUGACUAUAAAAUCUCCUGCUGUGGUUUCGUGACACAGUGGGAUAUCGAUAUCGCUACCACUGGAACCCUGUAUGCUGAAGUAUGGCGAAACGUUUCAGGAACAUGGACUUUGGUUGGUGUGAACGCAAUAACUGUUGUUGCUGGAGAUAUUAGCACCGUCAAACCAGAACCUAUUGCAGCAGCACAACAAAUAGCUGUCCAGGACGGGGAUUAUAUAGGAUUCAAGUCUUCCGGGAAUACGAUAGUUGCAUAUGAUAAAACAAACAAUGGAGUGGGGAGUAGCUCAGAGGAAGUACAGUUUUCCACAACAUCCGGGCACACAGUAUCUACUACGUCAACGUUUGUUACCUACACCACAGAAACAAACAUCGAGUUUGGACUAAAAGCGACUCUAGGCCCCGGGGCAGUUCCAACAUUUGCUGCUGGCCUGGACACCACCAAGGCGGUCACUAACGACACGACAGUAGGAACCACUCUCCUCACCGUGGUAGCCACAGAUCCUGGGGAUACACUCACCCUCUCACUUCAGUCUGCCACCCCAGCGAAUGCCGCCGUCAGCUUUGACCCCACAACAGGUGUCCUUUCCACUGUUUCGCAACUACCUAUUGGAAACACAGUGUUUGUUUUUAGAGCCACUGACUUGUGUGGUAAUUUUGCCGAUCACACGUUUACUCUCACUGUCACAAACUUUCCUCCAGUGAUAAACAACCUCCCAGCCUCAGUAGAAGUCAGCGAGGAUGUGAGUGUGGAGACACAGCUAAUUGUCCUCGACGUAACUGACGCCUCAUUGGCCGACACGGUCACGUGUACCAUUACCAGUGUCACACCUACUCUGACAGCGUUAUAUCUAAGAUACGCAGUAGGAACAUCGAAUUACGCCAUUAGUUUACGGGCGGGCGCUGGACUGGACUACGAUACCGAGAAAACUUAUACUGUCAACGUAAACUGUACUGACACCAAGGAGACGACUAGCGGGACCUUCACCAUUUAUGUUCUCCGCAACCAGCCACCUGUCAUCACAAACCUGCCAUCAACGGCCAACUCUGUAGACGUAGCAUCCUCGGGGGCCUCCAUUGGUACAACAGUGUUUACUGUGACGUCAACAGAUCAGGAAAACGACCAGCUGUUCUACAACAUGACGUGUACUCCUGUCACGUGUCCAUUUAAGAUCUAUGAUUCCGGAGCCAUUCUGGUGGAUAAAACCCUGGCAGGACUCAAUGACACGGCGUACGACAUGUACAUAUACGUUUAUGAUGGGCAUACUUUGGUUGGACCACGAAGCUUGACCGUUAAAAUCACAGAUGUCAACACCCCGCCGUUGGUGACCAACCUGCCGACAACAGUGUCUGUUCCUGAGAAUACAGCAGCCUCUACCACUAUCUUCACGGUGACCAAAUCUGACAUCAAUUCUCUGGACACCCACACAUGGACGUCCACCAUCUCACCGACCAGUGGACAUCUUUAUUUCACCAUCGACUCCAGCACCGGUGCCAUUAAGACAACGUCUACAAAUAUUGACUUCGAGACAGUAGGAACCACGACAUUCUUGUUGACUGCCUACGUGUCUGAUGGUCAAGCCUCGGUCAGUGGAACCGUCACAAUAUCCAUCACCAACCAAAACGAGGCUCCAGCGUUUCUCCUUUCCACUUACACUAUUACAGGGAAUGAAGGUCUGGCAGGAUCUUCUAUUGGUACUCCACCAUUCUCGGUGAGUGACCCCGAUACAGGGGCUACCCAGACGUACUCUCAAAAUUGCCCACAGAUCACUAUGGAUCCUACAACGAAACUGGUGACAUUAAGCACCGACUAUGAUGUAGACGUUGGGAACCCUACGUCAUUAACGUGCACAGUGACGGUAUCUGAUGGCGAACUGACAGACACGGCUACCCUAAACGUCAACAUCGACAACAUUAACGAUAACACUCCCACAUUUACCGCUAGUUCCUACUCGUUCUAUGCCUUCUCCACAGCUGACGUUGGUACGAUCAUCGCUAGUCUUCCCGCCACGGAUGGGGACAUUGGCACGUUUGGUGAUAUUACUUACACAAUAAACCAAGCAUCAACAGGCGGUAACUACUUUGGAAUUUCUAACACCGGUGAUCUUUUAGUAACCUCCAAUCUGGGGGCAUUCUCGUCAGGAACUACUUUGACGGUCACCAUUACUGCCACAGAUGGUGGUGGUCUCACAGACUCCGCCACAAUAACACUCGUAAUUCCAGCUGCCACAACUACCACCGUGUCCACCACCACUGACCGCUAUAUGACCUUCUUUGAGGACACGCGAAACAUGGCCUGGUUUGUGGCGUGUAUGGCGCUUUUGCUUGGUCUGUUAUCAUUUAUAACGUAUCUCGUUGUCAGGUAUACAGAUUUUCAGAGUAUCAAGAGGUCGUGUGAAAAGAUGUGCCGACGGAAGAGGAAGUGGAAACCCAGUAAAAAACGAAUUGUCUCUAGAGAACCGUCUCCGGUACCAGAUGUUCGAACCCCAUCAACUUUCGAGACGUGGCAGGCAUGGAGAAUAGAGGAUACAUUUAAUCCUAGCUAAACACCGGAGUAAUGGAAGCACAUGUGCAGUAUUCGAUCUUCUUUAAACGAAUUCAUGAAUGUUUGUUGGAUGAACAAAGAAGAUAAAUGGAGAUAAUAAACUUUCUCUGUGCCUGAUUUUCCAAUUCUUUUUCCUUUUGUUUUCUUUAUUUUUGACGUGGCAUUUCAUCAUCAUAAAAGAAAUAGCAUCUAAUUAAGUUAUUAUCAUAGCAUCAUAAUAAUCUUUGAAAUGUACCAACAUCAGGUUAUGUCUAAUGGUCUUUGAUCUCUCAACUUCAAAAUAUGAUUUUGAAAGUUUAUUUUCAUAAGUCAAUACUAUGCAUUUUGGCUUCUUCCUUUAAAACGUACCUCUAACUAUCCAGAUCCAUAUGUCUGUGCAUGCAUAAACCUGCUGACCAUCAGGAAAUCCCGUGUAAUAAAUGUUGUGCAAUGAUGCUAUCAUCUCUCUUUUCAUUCUGACCUUAUCCUGCAAUAUAGAAACAAAUAGUCUUUAUGAUAUGAAGUAUGAUAGUUAUGUGAUCAAAUCCUGUAAAAUUCGAAGUCCUUUUCAGCGGAUUUUAUCACCUACCGCCCCACUUCAUAGCUACAUACAGAUGGUUAAACGUUAUUUAUUAUGUAUGCGAUUGAGACAGCAAUUUUAAAAACUGACACUAAAUAGUCGUUGUACACCAUGACGUGGUGACCUAGAUUGAUUGAUUGUAUUUUUCACUCAUAUGGAGACGUCACCAAGACCGGUGAAGGGCUUCAAAUUUAAGCUUUUGCUUGGCGCUUACGGUCAUUGAGCAGUGAGGGUUCUUUAUCGUGUCACACCUACUGUGACACUGUGAUCACUUGACUUCCGUUUUAUCGCAAUUCACCUUUGAAUUAGAACGCUUUGGCCGAUAUAGCAUUGCGUUGUGUGACGACACAAUUGAAUCUGUUUGUAAUACAAUUGCGAAAUGCAACAGAAACUCUCAUUGGUUCAUAUGUAUAAGUCCGCCCAAAUUCCCUUAUAAGGGAGUAGUCAGCAUUUGAAAACAUGACGGCCAGAUGUUAGAUUGGGAA